UAGAUACAAAAAAUCCGCUACCUUCAAUAUUUCUACAACGAUUAGAUUCUUAAUUGCUACGUUGAGCUACUUUUUAGUAAAUUCAAAAAUGGCACUAUAGGUAAUAUUAAAACAAGUAAGUACUUAACUAUUUGCUCGUAAUAGAAUUUUUCAUAGCUAUCCGAAAGUUAAACACCUCUGGUAGGGUCGUUUUUCAAAUUUCGUGAUAAUAAGUAGGUAAAAAGCUUCGUGUUUAAAUUAUUAUAGAUCAACUGUCAAUAUUUUCUCUUUUUUAUUUUUCUUGAGUUUACUUGGUCAAUACAAUUUCAUGUGGAAAAUAAAUUUGAAAACGAUUUAUUUUUAGCAUGCAUAGGUACCGUAAUAAAAUAUAUAAGCAGCCGAUAUGCAUCCGUAACCAAUUUGAUUUAAUAGUCGUUCCUAUAACUUAUAGAAAUAGUAGUUUUGAUAUGCCUUGUCAUAAUAUUUUCCUAUUGUUAUAGUAAGAUUGUAAUUUUACAAUGCAAAUAGUUUUAUUCGCAAUAUUAUUUUUUGUUGAAAUUCAAUGUAAAAUAACUAAAGCGGUUAAUUCAAAAGAUGACGUAAAAAUUUGGAAACCUGAUGAUGGUUUUAAUGAAUCAUUGCCAUCAACAAUGAAAAGACAAAGGCAGUUCACUAAAAAUGAUAAGCCUAUUUUUCGGCAAAACUUAUACACACAAUACGAGGCCAAGAGCAAAUGGCCAAAGAUACUGCGAAAGUCUACAACAAAAUCAGCGGCAAGGCUGACUAAAAUGCAUUUGAUGCAAGAGGAAAAAAAAACAACGAUUAUUGAUUUAAAUCAAUUGAAUGAAAAAAAUCAAGUUAUCAGUGAAUAUCUAAGUUCAUAUAGUAUAAAGCAACAACUUGAAAAGAUUUCUAAACAUAUACCGCAUUCAAAUGUAACCCUGGAAGUGAUUGGUCGUACUAAAGAGUAUCAAGAUAUUGUUUUACUUAAAAUUACAAAGGAAAGUGGCAGAUACUUUAGGGCUGAUGACGAAAAGUAUGCCGAUGACCAGCCACAAAAGAAAAUCAUAUUUAUCGUGCAUGGCUUAAGCGUUAUGGGCAUAAGAUCACUACCGUGCCUGUCAUGGGCACCAUCAUUUCUUACACUUGUGUCAUACUAUGUUGAACAUUUGGAUGAAUUUGAUAUAUUUUUGAUACCUAUGGCAAAUCCAGACGGUUAUGCUUUCCUUCAAUCUUCAAAUAUCUGGGACAAAAACGUCGCUCCACAAACUGAGUGCGCAGGCGUUGCAUUGGAUCGCAAUUUUAAUGUCGCUUGGAAUAAUAGCCAUUCUAUCAGCUCAUGUAGUCAAGAGUAUCCGGGCAUGAUGCCCUUUUCGGAAGAAGAAACUCAGGCCAUACGUAGCGUAUUUCAUAAGUACAGCCACAAGAUUGUUGCUUAUUUGAACGUACAUGCAGGCACCUACGGACCUGAAACAUUUAAGGGGGAUGCAGUUUUAUACCCCAAAGGCUACACCGAUUCUAUAACAGAUGAAGAUAAGUAUAUAGAUUUGAAAGGAGAAAUUGACGAGGCGAUCAGAAACGCAAGUUUUCAAGUGUUCUCAGUUGCUGUAGAGACUCUUUAUAAUUGGUAUGGCAAGGUUUCUGGAUCAAGCGUGGAUUACGCUGCUACGGUGUAUGGCAUUCCGUUUGCUCUAGAAAUAGUAAUGCAACUGUAUAAUAAUGAAAACGUAGAUGAAUAUAGCGAAAAUUUCUCGGAGAGUGCUCUUACUCAGGUAUGGAGUAGAGUCAUUGAUGUGAUAUUCAAUUAUAUAUGGAAGACUACAAACAAGGGCAUGGAAGUUCGGUUUAUAAUGGCCGUGUGGAUCGCAUUUGUAUUCGGCUUAGUGAGCAUUUGGCAAGUGGGCUGCAGGACAGAAGACAAUAAUUAUGACGAUUAUGCUCUAAUAAAAAUCUACCCAACAAACACACAACAGAUCGAAGCGCUAAGAAGGCUUGGAGACCCCGAAUACAGGCUAGAGUUUCUGAAGAGAAGUCGAAGUUUUAACGACAGCACUGAUGUCUUGGUACCGCCUGAUGAAAUUCCUAAUGUACAAAAUUUUCUCAAGAGUCAAUACUUAGACUACGAUGUCAAACCUAAUUACGGCAGAUCACUCGAAAGUGCUGAGAGAACGCCAAAGAGGAGAAUUCUGCGAGGGUUUGGUGUAUUUGAAUAUCACUCCUUCCAAGCGAUUCAAGAAUUCAUAGAUAAUUUAGCAAAACGACACCCUGAUUUGGUUACGCUGCAAAAUCUAGGGACCAGUUAUCAGGGACGGCGAAUGAAACUUGUCAAGAUAUCCUCAAACCCCGAUGCUGGAAAUCCUAUUAUAUUUAUUGACGCUGGCAUCCAUGCGCGUGAGUGGGUGGCGCCGGCGAUGGCCGUGUAUCUGAUCCAUAGAUUGGUCAACGACCCCGAGGCCCGCCAGGAGCUCGAUGGCGUAGACUGGUACAUCCUGCCCGUCGUCAACCCUGAUGGCUAUGAGUACACACGCACUAGUCGAGCUCACCGCAUGUGGAGAAAGACAAGGUCAAAGAACAAUCUUUUGGGCUGUUUCGGGGUCGACGGCAACCGCAAUUAUGGUUUCAAAUGGGCGGUCAGCGGUGUAUCCUCAAAUCCGUGCGAUACAGAGACGUAUGCUGGACCGAAACCCUUCUCAGAAGUUGAGACUCAGAUGGUGCGGAAUAUCAUGCUGGAAAAUAGUGAACGGUUGAAGUUGUAUGUAUCCUUGCAUUCUUAUGGGCAGUAUUUGGUGUAUCCCUGGGGUUACACAGGGGACUUCCUGCCUAAAGAGUGGAAAAAGUUGGAUAGCUUGGCACGAUCUGUAUCAGACGCAGUACAGAAGGCAGGAGGAGAACCUUUUAGGGUACUGAGUGCAGGGAAAUGGUACCCGGCCGCAGGAGGAAGCGAUGAUUUCGCCUACGGAGUAGUUGGAGUCCCAUACUCUUUUACAAUGGAACUUACAGAUGGUUACGAAUUCAUAUACCCUGAAAGACUAUUACGCGUUGUGUUACCACAGUUCUACGAAGGUUUCAGAACAUUUGCAGAGCAAAUUAAGAUGGAAUUUUCACCGAAAUACGCCGGACGGAAUGUUCAAUCUCGAAGAUGACUCGAGAGGAAAUCAGCUAAUUUUGUUAUGCUUCAUGCGUUAGGCUAAGAAAAAAUAAAGAAAUUAUUUGAAAUAAAGAAAUAAGAACUUA
Molecule: messenger RNA, 3213 nt
Organism: Maniola jurtina (meadow brown)
Lineage: Eukaryota; Metazoa; Arthropoda; Insecta; Lepidoptera; Nymphalidae
Exons: 17
Coding region: 498-3122 (874 amino acids)
Biological process (GO): proteolysis
Molecular function (GO): metallocarboxypeptidase activity; zinc ion binding
Source: RefSeq, a predicted model, not a curated record